CCUCCAGAUCCUCCGGCGUUAUGUGUCCUUCCUUGGGCAUGCGCAGUGCAAUCUCUUGCUGCUGCUUGCCGGAGAGGGGAUCAGCGCUGAAUGAACGAGCACGUUUGCUUGUGUACCGAGGCGCAUAGACCGGCUGCUCUUCUUCCCCUCCACAUACACAGAGGCAGGCGGUGACCCACACUUUAUCCAGUGGGCCCAGUGCCAGAUGCGAUGCCAGGCUAUAUAAUUGCAGCGGGGGUAUAGAGGGCCGGCAUGCCGGUCAUUAGAGUGCCUUACAUGUAGUCCUGUACCGCUGCGCACCCACUGACGGGGACAAUGACCGCAUCAGCAUCCCGCUCAUGUGCCGGGACUCCGCACAGAUGCCCGAGGCUGGCGGAAGUGGCACAGGAUGAGCUAGGUAAACCUGGCACUUGACACCUGACUGCAGCAGCUGCUACGCCGAGUACAGCGCUGUUAUUGUCGGACACGCUGCGAGCAAAUCAUGGCUCAGCCGGGCUUCACCUGGCACCAUCAUCACAUCCCGACGGUCACCCGAGCUUACACUGGUGCCUGCCUGCUCACCACUGCCGCCGUGCAAAUGCAGCUCAUCACUCCAUUCCAGCUUUACAUCAACCCUGACCUAAUCUUCAGAAAGCUGCAGGUUUGGAGACUGGUAACCAACUUUCUCUUCUUUGGACAUAUGGGUUUCAGUUUCUUUUUCAAUCUGAUUUUUGUGUACAGAUACUCCAAAAUGUUAGAAGAAACUUCUUUUAGAGGUCGCACAGCAGAUUUUGUAUUUAUGUUUCUAUUUGGAGGACUCCUCUUAACUCUUUUUGGUAUGUUUACCGGCCUCUCAUUCCUUGGCGAGGCAUUCACACUAAUGCUGGUAUAUGUUUGGUGUCGUAGAAAUCCUUUCAUUCAAAUUAACCUCUUUGGUCUUCUGACAUUCCGGGCCCCUUUCCUCCCCUGGGUACUUAUGGGGUUAUCCCUAAUAAUGGGUGCUUCCAGCCUCGUUGACUUUUUGGGCAUUAUAACGGGACACAUUUACUUCUUUCUAGAAGACGUUUUUCCAUACCAACCCGGAGGAAAAAAGCUGUUAGUUACACCGGCAAUUUUAAAACAAAUAUUUGAUGAUUCUGAAGCGGAUCCCAACUACAACCCACUUCCAGAGGACAUUGCAAACAACCGGCAUAAUGACCCACCAGCUGACCAGGACUAAAAUGUGCUAGUACGGAACACAAGAUUCCUGUCAACAUUGAUAAUAUAUGGUAUCUUGCAAUAAAAGCUUUCAGGAAGAUAACAAAAAA
This is a messenger RNA of Pseudophryne corroboree (corroboree frog), 1286 nucleotides long. It is a transcript of the gene DERL3, whose product is annotated as derlin 3. Gene Ontology annotation, molecular function: ubiquitin-specific protease binding; misfolded protein binding. The transcript is spliced from 7 exons. Gene Ontology annotation, biological process: endoplasmic reticulum unfolded protein response. NCBI's taxonomy places the organism in Eukaryota, Metazoa, Chordata, Amphibia, Anura, Myobatrachidae. The coding region runs from base 482 to 1198 and encodes 238 amino acids. The record is from RefSeq and is a predicted model, not a curated record. Gene Ontology annotation, cellular component: Hrd1p ubiquitin ligase ERAD-L complex; endoplasmic reticulum membrane.